Messenger RNA from Betta splendens (Siamese fighting fish), 1120 nucleotides. Its product is annotated as phenazine biosynthesis-like domain-containing protein 2. Gene Ontology annotation, biological process: biosynthetic process. Gene Ontology annotation, cellular component: cytoplasm. Gene Ontology annotation, molecular function: isomerase activity. The record is from RefSeq and is a predicted model, not a curated record. The coding region runs from base 52 to 927 and encodes 291 amino acids. Lineage: Eukaryota; Metazoa; Chordata; Actinopteri; Anabantiformes; Osphronemidae. The transcript has 10 exons.
CUCGGUUCUGCAGGCGGCCGCGUCCACAGAACCUAUAACUUUAACCACAAAAUGGAGAUUGAAGUGUUUUUGAUAGAUGCUUUCACCGAUGUAAAGUUCAAGGGGAACCCAGCGGCCAUUUGUCUUCUUACGCGCGAGCUGAGUGAUGAUUUGUACCAGGAGAUCGCAACAGAGAUGAACCAGGGAGAAACCGCUUUCAUCGCCAGGAUCAACCCAUCAGACUGCUUCACUACAGGGUCAAGGUUCAGCCUCAGAUGGUUUACACCCAAAGGUGAAAUCGACCUGUGCGGCCACGCGACUCUGGCCUCUGCAGUAGCCUUGUUCCAGCACAAGAAAAACAUCAGUCCUGUUCUGGUGUUUGAGACCAGGAGUGGAGACCUGUCUGUCACCCAGCAGGGUGACGGUUACGUCAUGGACUUUCCUCUCAACCCACCCAUCAAGCAGGAUCCCACGGAGUUCAAGGCUGUUAUUGAGGCUGCAGCUGGAAACCACCCAGUUCAGGAAGUUCAGCUGAGCUCCAACACCAAGAAGCUGAUGAUUCGCCUGGAUGACGGCUGUGACAGGUCAGCGUUGACCAGGCUCACGGUCGAUCCUGUCGCUCUGCAGAGCAGCGAGACCAGUGGAAGAGUCAAGGAAGUAAUAGUCACCAUCAAAGGGUCUGCACACGAGCGGUACGACUUCUACUACAGAAACUUCUCUCCCUGGUACGGCAUUCCUGAGGAUCCUGUCACUGGUUCUGACCUCACAGUUCUGGGUUGUUACUGGUCUAAGGAGCUGGGAAAGACCAAAAUGCUGGCUUACCAGUGCUCCAGUCGAGGCGGGGAGCUGGGACUGGAACUGAGAGGUGACGGAAGAGUCAACAUCACGGGACAAGCCGUCUCUGUGUUAGAGGGAACAAUCACAGUGGGACCAGACACACGCCAGUAACAAAGCAUGAAGUGCUUCCAGACUGUUAUUUCUACGGAAGGAAAACCUCCUUACUGAUUCCUCCUCCACAAUCCAACACUAACAACACCGAAAGACGAGAUGUCACUGCAUACGUUUGGUAUCAUUUAAUAACACAACACAAUCAUAAAAUUCACAUUUUAAUUUAAAAUAAAAUCAAAUACAAAAAGUAAAA